Molecule: messenger RNA, 405 nt
Organism: Cyanidioschyzon merolae strain 10D
Lineage: Eukaryota; Rhodophyta; Bangiophyceae; Cyanidiales; Cyanidiaceae
Product: ubiquitin with short C-terminal extension
Exons: 1
Coding region: 1-405 (134 amino acids)
Biological process (GO): protein ubiquitination; modification-dependent protein catabolic process
Cellular component (GO): cytoplasm; nucleus
Molecular function (GO): protein tag activity; ubiquitin protein ligase binding
Source: RefSeq, a predicted model, not a curated record
AUGCAGAUCUUCGUCAAGACGCUGACCGGAAAAACCAUCACACUGGAGGUAGAACCCUCGGACACGAUAGAGAACGUGAAGAGCAAGAUUCAGGACAAGGAGGGUAUCCCACCAGACCAGCAGCGUCUUAUCUUCGCCGGCAAGCAGCUGGAGGACGGUCGCACGCUGAGCGACUACAACAUUCAGAAGGAGAGCACACUCCACCUUGUUCUCCGCCUCCGCGGUGGUUACAUCAGGGUGGUCGUAGAAGACGGAGAGGGUGCAGUGUCCACUGGGUACGCUUCGUAUCCGACAACGACGACAAUGGGGUCGUCUGCUGAGACGGCGGAAGCGGUCUCGACGUCAGAGCUGAGCAAGUCAAGUUGCCCACGAUGUGCAGCCUACGCCUCUAUCAAUGGGAGCUGA